UCCUUCUUAAUUCCAUCAGAGGCGCUGCAUCACUUCACUCCAUCAACCUGCCCGCUCCUCCCGCCGUUCAGCCCUGACAAUAAAACCUCUUCUUCUUCUUUUUUUUUUUUUAAAGUACAUUUCAGACAAUUUAACUGUUUUCUUUUGUUAAAAAAAUGGCCAGCAGCUUCUCCAGAAUCCUCUCCUCCAAGAGGAGCGUCGGACUUCUGUCGGUGGUCGGCGGCUCCGUGGCGGCCGGCUUUCUGCUCCAUCGGGAACAUGUCACCGCCGGAGAACCUCUGCGGAGGAGAUACCCCGCCAGUGCGGAGUACCCUGACCUGCGCAAACACAACAACUGCAUGGCCAGUCACCUGACACCCGCCAUCUACGCCAAGCUGUGUGACAAGACCACGCCCAACGGCUUCACCCUGGACCAGGCCAUCCAGACGGGCGUGGACAACCCUGGGCACCCCUUCAUCAAGACCGUUGGCAUGGUGGCAGGAGACGAGGAGUCUUACGAGGUUUUCGCAGACCUGUUGGACCCCGUCAUCAAAGAGAGGCACAAUGGCUACGAUGCCCGCACAAUGAAGCAUCCCACUGACCUGGACGCCACCAAGAUUCAUUCAGGCAAUUUCGACGAGCGCUACGUGCUGUCGUCCCGGGUGAGGACGGGCCGUAGCAUCAGGGGCCUGAGCCUGCCCCCUGCCUGCACCCGGGCAGAACGGCGAGAGGUGGAAAGGGUGGUGGUGGACGCGCUCGCCGGGCUGAAGGGAGACCUGACCGGCAGAUACUACAGCCUGACUCAGAUGACAGAGAAGGAGCAACAGCAGCUCAUUGAUGACCACUUCCUGUUCGACAAGCCUGUGUCGCCCCUCCUGACGUGCGCAGGCAUGGCCCGUGAUUGGCCAGAUGCCCGUGGUAUUUGGCACAACAACGAGAAGACAUUUUUGAUUUGGGUCAAUGAGGAGGAUCACACCAGAGUUAUCUCCAUGGAGAAGGGAGGCAACAUGAAAAGGGUCUUUGAGAGGUUCUGCAAAGGCCUCAAGGAGGUGGAGCGCCUGAUCCAGGAGAGAGGCUGGGAGUUCAUGUGGAACGAGAGGCUCGGCUACGUCCUGACCUGCCCCUCCAACCUGGGAACCGGACUCAGGGCUGGUGUCCACGUUAAGCUUCCCCUGCUAAGCAAGGACCCCCGUUUCAGCAAGAUCCUAGACAACCUGCGUCUGCAGAAGCGCGGUACCGGUGGUGUGGACACUGCUGCUGUAGGCGGUGUGUUUGACAUCUCCAACCUGGACCGCCUGGGACAUUCUGAGGUCCAGCUGGUGCAAACCGUGAUCGAUGGGGUCAACUACCUGAUUGAGUGUGAGAAGAGGCUGGAGAAAGGCCAGGACAUCAAGGUGCCCCCACCCAUUAGGCAGUUCAAGUAGACACCGAUCCUUCAUCGCUACACACAAACCUCUGGGCACGCUCACAAGCACAAACACCCUGCCUUGUGCCCAUAGAUAUGAAAAGUAUCUAUGUUAUUGCCUCAUUAAAUAUUACUACUAUCACUUAUGCCACUUAUCUAAUCAAGCACCCAUCCCUGCUCUUCAGUAUACUCUAUAAUUUCAUCUAUAUACUGUAUGUUGUAUUUAACCAUCUGGCUGAAACAAUUUUAGGGUCCCAGAAGUUCAACAGGCUCCAGUGCAGGAGAUUGAAAACGCACCGAGCUCAGAUGCUAACCUGGCUCUAAAAUGAUAGCAGUGAUUUAUAGAGUUAUGGAAAAGGUGGGGCUGUUUUAGUAAAGCAAAGAUCUGCUUCUCUGCAUGGCCAAAAAGUAAACAAAUAAAAUAAAACACACAACACUCCCUGUCCCACCGCACCCACCCUUGCUCCGCCCAUCACCUCCCCUCACUCCUGUGUAGUGAUCGCCUAUAACCCGAUGCUUAUGUAGUCUGUCCAUUUGUGGUGUGUUCUCCAUUGUGGAUUGUGUGUACGUAGUUUCUUUUUGAAGUUUCGAUGAUUUUGAAUGUAGAUUUACAGGCUGAACUUUAGAGACGUGUUUUCUCCAGAAGAAGUUAAUGUAUGACGCCUUGGUGUCACACCGGCCGGGUCGGGCUCCGUACUGUAAGCUCCUGAAGCAAUAUCGUUUGAGCCAUAACAGACUGUCAUGUCUUUUAUUAAACAAAUCAUCUAUUUAACAGUA
Fundulus heteroclitus (mummichog) is the source of this 2161-nucleotide messenger RNA. It is a transcript of the gene ckmt1, whose product is annotated as creatine kinase, mitochondrial 1. The transcript has 9 exons. Gene Ontology annotation, cellular component: mitochondrion. Gene Ontology annotation, biological process: phosphocreatine biosynthetic process. NCBI's taxonomy places the organism in Eukaryota, Metazoa, Chordata, Actinopteri, Cyprinodontiformes, Fundulidae. Gene Ontology annotation, molecular function: creatine kinase activity. The record is from RefSeq and is a predicted model, not a curated record. The coding region runs from base 156 to 1403 and encodes 415 amino acids.